Messenger RNA from Phycodurus eques (leafy seadragon), 7414 nucleotides. Its product is annotated as phospholipid-transporting ATPase IH-like. Gene Ontology annotation, cellular component: recycling endosome; plasma membrane; endoplasmic reticulum. Gene Ontology annotation, molecular function: ATP hydrolysis activity; ATP binding; magnesium ion binding. The record is from RefSeq and is a predicted model, not a curated record. Gene Ontology annotation, biological process: phospholipid translocation. NCBI's taxonomy places the organism in Eukaryota, Metazoa, Chordata, Actinopteri, Syngnathiformes, Syngnathidae. The transcript has 30 exons. The coding region runs from base 322 to 3924 and encodes 1200 amino acids.
GUUGAAGCGUUGGGGUGGACUCCGUCGCCACCGAGAGGCCCACGGUCGCAGAACCGGCGCGUCGUCGCACUCCGAACGAGAGACAAGGAGCGCACCGGAGCGCCGCUUUUGCACGAGGUGCCAUAUUUGCCCCCCCCCGACAUGUAGCAGUCCGGCAGCGCGUGGGAGAUCACAGCGUGGGAGAGGAAGAGGGGGGGGCGGGCGGGCGGGGGGGGGGAGCGAUGCCGUGAAAAUCGAGACAGCCCACUGAGGAAGACGAGGAUGGACCCGUGCGGGGCGAUCCGAGGAAGGUAGCGGCUCGUCGUCGCUUCGGCGUGGACGAUGGAUUUCAGCCGCCUCAGGAACAUCAUCAGCAGAUACUGUGCGGGGGAGGAGAACUGGGUCGACAGUCGGACGGUCUACAUCGGCCAUAAAGAACCUCCUCCGGGAGCUGAGGCCUACAUCCCUCAGCGUUACCCCGACAACCGCAUCGUCUCCUCAAAGUACACCUUCUGGAACUUCAUCCCCAAGAACCUGUUUGAACAGUUCCGAAGAAUUGCCAACUUCUACUUCUUGGUCAUAUUUCUUGUCCAGCUCAUCAUCGACACCCCCACCAGCCCAGUCACCAGUGGCCUGCCCCUCUUCUUCGUUAUCACGGUUACCGCCAUCAAGCAGGGCUACGAGGACUGGCUGCGACACAAAGCCGACUGCUCCAUCAACGAGUGUCCCGUGGACGUGGUGCGGCGGGGGAAGGCGGCCAGGACGCAGAGUCACAAGCUGCGGGUGGGCGACAUCGUGGUGGUGAAGGAGGACGAGACGUUCCCGUGUGACCUGAUCCUGCUCUCGUCAAGCCGACAAGAUGGCACCUGCUACGUCACCACCACCAGCCUGGACGGGGAGUCCAGUCACAAGACCUACUACGCCGUACCAGAUACCGUGGCCUUUCGGACGGACCGGGAGGUGGAUUCGCUACAUGCCACCAUCGAAUGUGAACAACCGCAGCCUGACCUCUACAAAUUCGUGGGACGUAUCAAUAUUUACAAGGACAAAGAAGAGCCUGUUGCCAGACCGCUCGGUGCUGAGAACUUACUACUCAGAGGAGCGACGCUGAAGAACACGCAACAUAUUUAUGCUGUUGCCAUCUACACUGGCAUGGAGACCAAGAUGGCGCUCAAUUACCAGUCGAAAUCGCAGAAGCGCUCCGCCGUUGAAAAGUCCAUGAAUGCCUUUCUCAUCGUCUAUCUGUGCAUCCUGAUCAGUAAAGCGGUCAUCAACACCGUUCUGAAGUACGCCUGGCAGUGGUCUCCGGACCGCGACGAGCCCCGGUACAACCGCAGAACAGAGAACGAGCGACAGCGACACGUGGUGAUCCGAGCGUUCACCGACUUCCUGGCCUUCACCGUGUUGUUCAAUUACAUCAUCCCCGUGUCCAUGUACGUGACGGCGGAGAUGCAGAAAUUCCUGGGCUCCUAUUUCAUCACCUGGGAUGAGGAGAUGUUCGACGAGGAGUUGGGAGAGGGAGCUCAGGUCAACACCUCCGACCUGAACGAGGAGCUGGGUCAGGUGGAGUACGUUUUCACCGAUAAGACGGGCACUCUGACGGAGAACAACAUGGAGUUCAUCGAAUGUUGCGUUGAUGGGAACGUUUACGUUCCGCACGCCAUCUGCAACGGUCAAAUCCUCAGCGCUGCCUCCAGCAUCGACAUGAUCGAUUCCUCACCUGGUGGCUAUCGCAGAGAGCACGAGGACCUGUUUUUCCGGGCCUUGUGUCUGUGUCACACGGUGCAAGUGAAGGAGGAGGAGACGGUGGACGGCAUCAAGAAGGGCAUCCGUCAGGGUCGACCCACCUCCUUCUACAUCUCCUCUUCCCCGGAUGAGGUGGCUUUGGUCGAGGGAAUGAAAAGGCUGGGCUACACCUACCUGAGGCUGAAAGACAACUACAUGGAGAUCCUGAACAAAGACGACGAGAUCGAAAGGUUUGAGCUGCUUCAUGUGCUCAACUUCGACUCUGUCAGGAGGAGAAUGAGCGUCAUCGUGAGGGCAAGUUCAGGAGAAUAUUUGCUCUUCUGCAAGGGGGCUGACUCGGCCAUUUUCCCCCUGGUGGUGUCUGGCAAGCUGGCGCAGGUGAAGGCGCGGGUGGAGCAAAACGCUGUGGAGGGCCUGCGAACCCUGUGCGUGGCCUACAAGAGGCUGUCGGAGCGCGAGUACCAAGAGGCGUGCCGGCACCUGACGGCCGCCAAGCUGGCCCUGCAGGACAGGGAGCAGAGGCUGGCUCAGGCCUACGACGCCAUCGAGAGAGAUUUGGUGCUCCUGGGCGCCACGGCGGUGGAGGACAGGCUCCAGGAAAAGGCGGCCGACACCAUCGAGUCGCUGCACAAGGCGGGAAUCAAAGUUUGGGUGCUGACCGGGGACAAAAUGGAGACGGCGGCGGCCACCUGCUACGCCAGCAAGCUGUUCCGCCGCAGCACUCAGAUCCUGGAGCUGACCAAGAAGCGCACGGAGGAGCAGAGUCUGCACGACGUUUUGUUUGAGCUGCACAGGACGGUUCUCAGGCAGCGAUCCAUUUCUGGGUUGUCCGUCGACUGCCUGGAUUUCGGUCUGAUCAUCGACGGCGCCACGCUGUCGGCCGUCCUCAAGCCCAAGCGGGACGUCGCCGGCCACGCCGGCUACCGCGAGGUCUUCCUGGAGAUCUGCGGCAACUGCAGCGCCGUGCUGUGCUGUCGCAUGGCGCCGCUGCAGAAGGCGCAGAUUGUGAAGCUGAUCAAGGCCUCCAAGGAGCACCCGAUCACCCUCGCUGUCGGCGAUGGAGCCAAUGACGUCAGCAUGAUUUUAGAAGCGCACGUGGGCAUUGGGAUAAUGGGCAAAGAGGGUCGCCAGGCCGCCAGAAACAGCGACUACGCCAUCCCCAAAUUCAAACAUCUGAAGAAAAUGCUGCUGGUUCACGGCCAUUAUUACUACAUACGCAUCGCGGAGCUCGUCCAGUAUUUCUUCUACAAGAAUGUAUGCUUCAUCUUCCCGCAGUUCCUGUACCAGUUCUUCUGCGGCUUCUCCCAGCAGCCUCUGUACGACACGGCCUAUUUGACCUUGUACAACAUCAGCUUCACGUCACUGCCCAUCCUCCUCUUCAGCCUGGUGGAGAAGCAUGUCACCAUGGAGACGCUUAAACGGGAGCCCUCCUUGUACAGAGACAUCGCCAAGAAUUCCCUCCUCUGCUGGCCAGUCUUCCUGUACUGGACAUGCCUGGGCGUCUUUGACGCCGUUGUCUUCUUCUUCGGUGCCUACUUCCUGUUCGACAACACCACCUUCACCAGCAAUGGCCAGCUCAUGACCACCAACACGCAGAUGAUGUUCGGCAACUGGACCUUCGGGACUCUCGUCUUCACCGUGCUGGUGUUCACCGUGACGCUCAAGCUCGCCUUGGACACGCACCACUGGACUUGGAUCAAUCAUUUUGUCAUCUGGGGCUCGCUACUCUUCUAUGUGAUCUUCUCUCUUCUCUGGGGAGGCAUCAUUUGGCCCUUCCUCAACUACCAGAGGAUGUAUUACGUCUUCAUGCAAAUGCUGUCCAGCGGGCCAGCCUGGCUUAGCAUCAUCCUGCUCAUCACGGUCAGCCUGCUUCCUGAUGUCAUCAAGAAGGUCCUCUGCAGGGCUAUGUGCCCCACACCCACCGAGCGUGCUCAGGAUGGCGACGAGUUGGCACGGGACGACGUGGCCGAGCCGUCCCCCCGUCGCGCCUACAAAGGAGCGAGCGCCGACUCCUCUCAGUUGCAGCUCGGCGGCGCGGAGACGUCGUCGCUCCGCGCCUCCGACCCCCUCCCCCAAAAACUCUUGGCGCGCUUGGCGGAAGGGGGGAGGGAAGACUUGCGCUCGCUCAGCCCGUGCAUGCUUCGGCUUUCCGGGGCAGGCAUCGCCUACUACGCUCCGGGGCCAGAAACAUCAGUCUGAUGCCCGACCCGGCCUUGAAUCUGCAAACUUUUGUGCGAGUGUGUGCGGAGUGGAGUAUCAUGGGCUGUGCGCGGGCCCAUCUUCGUCUCAAGGGUGAGAAAUUCUCCAACACACAAGCUGGGCUCGUGAACACCCCUUUAUAGGUUGCAUCGCCCAAACUCCUCAUGGUCAUUCUUUUGCUUUUCGGUCGUCCUCUCCAACUUUUGAGAAGAUACAGUACAGCCUAUUUGUACAAUAACAUCUUCAUAUUACUUUGAGUCAAAAUAUUGCCUGUUCCUCCUGGUUUAUGUCCUUUUGCAAGCGUUUGUUACAAAAAAAGAAAAAAAUACUAUAUGUAAAUGUUCACAAUGUGGUCUGGCCAAGUAAGGGCAGCCAUCAAGCUCAGCCCUUUAGUUGUGCGUGUGCGUGCAUGAAGAUGCCUGCACUGUAUGUUUUGUAUGUAUUUGACACACCUUUGCCUUACAGGUAAACCACACAGCAGCAGGCUAGGAGCCAAAGGUGGUUUUUUUGUUUUUUUUUAAAUGGAAGUGUAUUACAAAGCCUUACACACUGACCAACUCCCCCACCUGACACCACCUCGUCCUAUUGGAAUGGGGAGAAAUAAGAGAAAGGGGUGUGCAGUAUUGUCGCCACCCUGCCUUAAUUCAUACAUGCCUGCUUACAGUAGUUUGGGACACUUGUUGUCACUAUUCCAUCUCACCUCUGUGUCCUUGCAUGGCUCAACUCUUUGCAUGGUGAUGUGUGGCCAGGACUGGAAUUUGAUGUAUAUUUUCUUGUACCGUGUGGCCACGUAGCAGGAGAGGAUUAUUAGGGCCACGCCCCCCCCCCCAAAAUAAAUAAAUAACAAGAAUCAUGUUACGGGAAUAACGUCAUUAAAUUGCAAAAGCAAAUGAAGAAAUACAAGCUCAAAGUCAAAAUAUUGCAGAAAUAAAGCCUUAAUUUUACAAGCAAAAUUUAACAUUACAAGGACAAAAUAUCUUAAAUUUACACGAAAAAAAAUCUUACUUUUACAACAACAAAAAAACAUUUCGGGAAGGUCAUAAUUUCACAAUCCAAAGGUCUCACUUUAGAGUAGUAAACAUAAUUUAUGAAAGAAAGGUAACAUUAAUAAAUAGUUGUAAGAAUCUUAAAAGGCUUGUCAGUGAUGUUGUGGUAAUUGUAUAAGCAAAAGUUGCAAUUUCAGAAGAAUAAAAUUGCCAGAAGGGUUGAAAACCUGCAAGAAUUAAGUAGCAAUUUUACAAGGAAAACAAUCUAUAUGUUUAUGAGAAUGAACUUGUAAUAGGCAAUAAUUAUUUUAUUUUUUUUACAAAACGUUAUGUAAAUAGAAUAAUACGUAGUAAUUAAGACGUGUCACCAAAAAAAUUAUACAACAUAAAAUAGUAAUAUUACGAGCAUAAACACGUAAUAGCUUCCCUCUUAAAUAACAGCAAAAAAUUAAACAACUUUAUUUUCGUGAUAUGAGGACAUUUUCCUCUUAAGAUUUGUUCCAGACAUUACGACUUCUUGUAAUUUGACUUUUUCCGUUUAACGUUAUAUGUCUUUGUUCUCACGUUAGGACUUUCUUAACACAUCACAUAAGAUUAUGACUUUCUUCUUGUAAUAUUCUGACUUUAUCCUCAUAAAAAGAUUCAGACUUUUUCUCGUAAGAUUACAGCUUUAUUCUUGUGACAUGCAUUAACGUCUUUUUUCCAUGUAAAAGCUUCGUUCUUGUAACAUAAUCGACUUUGUUCCUUGUAACAUUCCAUCUUUUGUCUCAUACUUAUUCUUUGAACAUUGACUUUUUGCCCCUUCCAACCUUCUUGUAACACUGUUUUUAUUGUUGUCACUAUUACAAGUUGUUUGCAUUUAAAAAAAAAAAAAAAGAUUUUUGUAAUAUUACAAUUUCAUUAUCAUGAUCUUUUUUUCCUGCCGGUGUGGCCCUAAUACUUCUUCGUAGCACUGUGAUGGUUUCACAUGCUCUAAAAUGGACUGUGCUUGACUUCCGGAUGAUUUUGUGCUCUCUGUAUGUUAUGCAAAAAACUAAUGUCGGGUCUGAAAUCAGGCCAAGUACGUGUUCCUCUUGUUCCCCUGUCUCGGUGGCAGUCACUAUCGACGAGUGGAUGUAACGUACGUUGCACUCGGCAGGAAGACUUGAAUAGGCGACGUCACAAUCAAUCAACAGAAUGUCAAACCAAUUUGUCCGUCGUGUCCUCCAGCUGACGAUUGUAGCUCAUUCCAGAUCAACCUCUCUUUCCUCUCAAGAACACAGUUUAUUUUUAUACACAUCACCAUCUACCAACGGGUAUAGAUAUAAUAUAUAUAUAUAUAUAUAUAUAUAUAUAUAUAUAUAUAUUAUUUUUUUUUUAAACAAAAAAAAAAACAGUUUUUAUUGUACAGAUUAGAUACGAGCUCAGACACGCAAAGUUUGUUUUGAUUUGGGCAUUCAACAUCGUGACCUCAGUGACGCUCACUGUGCUGUUGCCAUAUUGUACCGAGGCGAAUUUGACGUGCUCCUCUGCUUCAAUUCUUCAUUUCGUCAUGAUGGUUGUAUACCCCGGCAGGAUUUAGUUGUACUGCACGUACACCACAGGUCACACUUUUAGUUGUCAUUUGUGUUUAAAACUGCAUUUUGAGAGCUCAACAUGUGCCAAAAAAAAAUUAUUUUGUUUUUUUCAAUUUUGACAGCUGUAUCACAUUUUGUUGUUAAAGGGUAGCUGAAACUGUCAUUUCAUCCACUUGUCCAUUGGAAAGCGUGAAAAAAAAAAUGUCCAGGGGGAUACAUUGUGGUUGUCGACAAUGCAUUUCUACUAUUUUCUUUUGAUUCAAAGACCAAUAGUUCCAUUUUUACUUGCAGCUACAAUUGUCAUGUGCUCUCAUUGGAAUUCUUAAAAAAAAAUCCAAAUCCCCGGUGAGAUACAUUGUGGUCAUCUCCAAUAAUUCACAUUUCUACUUUCUUUAUUUUUCACCGCUAUGGCGUUGUUGUAUUUUCCAUUAGGAUGUUUUGUGCACGUUUCCUUUGCUACUUUUGUAUAUCCUGGAGAAAUGAUUCUAUUUUAACUUGGUUUGAAUGUGGGUUAAAGUUUACCAAAUGGGUCAGUAGAGAUUGUGCACUUUGUUGUUGAGAUCAGUGCUCGCCCAAAAACGAAGGUCUGCUGAGGGUGGUUUAUACCGUUAUACUACUGUUCCUCGCAGGUUUUUUUUUCUGAGACUGUAGUGGGUGAAGUGACCAAAUAACUUGAACGUGGAACAAACUGGCCUCUGUCUCCAAUGGUUGUCUCUCAGCAGCCUUUUUCUCGAAUGUCGACGCCGCUUCUCUGAAGUCCAUCAGCACAAGCGCAGCUUGCUCGUUGAAAAUGCUGACAUCUCCGAGCGUGACAAAGGUGCCAGGGGUGUGUGUUUGUGUGUCUUAGUGUGUGUGUGCUCCCUUCCGUACAGCACCGUUUGUAUCACUAUUAUAAAUAACAGGUUUUGAGACUUUUUUCUUGAAAAUAAAUAAAGAAGAUUAAAGGUU